AUGCUUGAGUCCAACUCUAAUCUGAACAUCGACGAGAUCAACACUGGCACAGCGAUUGAUGUCAUGGAUGGUCAGGUCAACCUGCUCAAAGACCAUACGAGACAGUCUCCUGAGGCUUUAACUGCUUUCAAGAAACUGCUAUCUAAAGUUAUUGACUUACUACGCGAGAUAAGGGAAGCUCGAGAUCUAGCUGAGCCUCCUAAGAGUCCCGAAUGGGUCGAAGCGGUAUGGGAGAAUUUUAAUAAGGCCGUGGACGAGCAUGCUUCUGAAUCGGAAGACACUGAUGGCAUAAGGGAUCUUUACAAUAACUUAAUGAAUCGAUUUAUUUUGGAGGACCAAGAGAGAUGCAUGAUUUCAAAAAGAUAUGAUCCCAGGCGGUCCCUUAAGGUCCUGGUAGUUGUGGAGGAUCUCACACGUGGAUGA
Messenger RNA from Penicillium waksmanii, 423 nucleotides. RefSeq lists its product as uncharacterized. NCBI's taxonomy places the organism in Eukaryota, Fungi, Ascomycota, Eurotiomycetes, Eurotiales, Aspergillaceae. The record is from RefSeq and is a predicted model, not a curated record. The transcript has a single exon. The coding region runs from base 1 to 423 and encodes 140 amino acids.